Messenger RNA from Symsagittifera roscoffensis, 636 nucleotides. RefSeq lists its product as uncharacterized. Gene Ontology annotation, molecular function: RNA-DNA hybrid ribonuclease activity; nucleic acid binding. Bases 1 to 636 code for a protein of 211 amino acids. Lineage: Eukaryota; Metazoa; Xenacoelomorpha; Acoela; Convolutidae. Gene Ontology annotation, biological process: DNA replication, removal of RNA primer. The transcript has a single exon. The record is from RefSeq and is a predicted model, not a curated record.
AUGGGGCUCCUCCACACAGAUGGACCGUCUCGACCGAGCCCAGAACAAGGCGCUGAGACGCGUAACUGCUCUGCAGUUGUAGUCACGACAGGUGACCCCCGCGAGCCAGAGGUGGUACAGGAGAUCAAGAUCAGAGGACGCACCCUAACCUCCUCUUACGAAGAAGAGCGAGAAGCCCUGCAGGAAGCAGCGAAGUGGAUCGAGACGAAUACGAGAGCAGUGGACAACAAGGUUAUGAUUUGCACAGACAGUCAAUCUCUAGUUGAGGCCAUUUCGAACAGCUCCAAGGACACCGAGAACAUCAGGUCCUCCCUUAACCGUGCUGGAGCGUACACGAUCAUCCAAUGGGUACCCCGACACGUCUCCAUACCCGGCAACGAAAUGGCAGAUAAAUUGGCAAACGAGGCGGCCAAUUCCAGAGAAGAAGAACCGAAAAUGGUCUCACUGAGUCGCGCCGAAUCCUGCAUCAAGAGGACCAUGAAAGACGGAGACCCCUCUCAUCACAGGAUAGCGGCCGUGUAUUCCAACCAUUCCAGAGCGAGAGACAAGAAGGCUAUCAAAACGAGGAAGGACGCUGUUCUGCUAGCAAGACUACGGUCAGGCCACUGCAUGGCUUCUCAACGUACAAGAACCUGA